Messenger RNA from Melanotaenia boesemani (Boeseman's rainbowfish), 8169 nucleotides. RefSeq names its product neural-cadherin-like. Bases 18 to 7688 code for a protein of 2556 amino acids. The record is from RefSeq and is a predicted model, not a curated record. Gene Ontology annotation, biological process: homophilic cell-cell adhesion. NCBI's taxonomy places the organism in Eukaryota, Metazoa, Chordata, Actinopteri, Atheriniformes, Melanotaeniidae. Gene Ontology annotation, molecular function: calcium ion binding. The transcript has 32 exons. Gene Ontology annotation, cellular component: cell-cell junction; plasma membrane.
AUGUCCCUGAAUGGAACAUGAAGCCGUACCCUUACUUGGCUGUUGUGUCUCCUGAGGCCCCUGCGGGAACGUCUGUCUACCAGCUUCAGGCCCAUGACGGGGAUGAGGGCAGAAGUGGAAAAGUUGAAUACUUUUUGUCAGAUGGCGGUGAUGGUUGCUUUGCUGUGGACAAGAAGACAGGCCAGGUGGUGACCACCGGGCUGGUGCUUCAGAGGGAGAGAGAGUACUUGUUAAGUGUGGUGGCCCUCGACGGCAUGGGAAGCCACAGUGCACCUGCCAUGCUCUCUUUGGUGGCAGGGGCCAGAGCACCGCAGUUCACCAAUGCCAGCUACGCCAUCUCUAUACCAGAGAACACGCCUGAAGGACAGCCGUUCCUGGUUGUGUUAGCCAAUUCUUUCCAGAAUCAGCAAAUCAGCUACAGCCUGCUGAUCAAUCCUAGCAGCCUUUUCAGCAUUCGGAAGGAGACUGGAGAGAUCAGCCUGACGAGAACGCUGGAUUAUGAGAGUGACCAACGACGCUACCUUCUGAUGGUGCGAGCUAGCGAGGAGCCCGGCACCCUCAGCACUGCCACAGAGGUUCAGGUGUUGAUAACGGAUGAGAACGAUUGUGUCCCUGAGUUCCUCCAGUCCAUCUACAGUGUAGAUGGAGUCCCUGAGACUGUAACCACGGCAACAUCCCUGCUGCAGGUUUUAGCCACUGACUGUGAUUCGGGGUUAAACGCUGAGCUCACUUAUUACACCCUGAGCCCGGAUUUCAGCAUUUCACCCCACGGGACUGUUUUCCCUGCAAGGCGGCUCGACUAUGAGAGGACUAACCAUUUGUAUGAAUUUGUGGUGAUGGCAGUGGACAGUGGGGACGAGCCUCACUCUGGCACUGCCACGGUUCGUGUGAGGAUGGCAAAUGUCAACGAUGAAGCCCCUGAAUUCUCCCAGUCUGUAUACCGAACAUUUGUUUCUGAGGAUGCAGGUCCCAACACCCUUGUUGCUACGGUUCUGGCCAAAGACCCAGAUGGUGAUGGAAUAAUAUACUUCAUAACAGCAGGCAACGAAGAGGGAAACUUCGUCAUUGACAGUCAGAAAGGGUUGAUUCGUCUCCGCUCCAAUCCUUUGCCCAAACUUCAAGGUUUGGAGUACAUCCUGAAUGUAACGGCCACAGAUGACAAUGCAUCAGGCGGACCGCACUCUCUCUCCUCCACCGCCAGGGUCAUCGUUGGAGUUGAUGAUGUCAACAACAACAAGCCUAUAUUUGAGGAGUGCCAGCAAUAUCGUGAACAGGCUUCAGUACUGGAGAACCAGCCAACGGGGACUUUUGUAUUGCAAGUGCAUGCAGUGGAUGCAGAUGAGGGAGCAAAUGGAAAAGUCAAAUAUGGCUUAAUGCAUAGAGACAGCGCCAUGCCUGCCUUCAGAAUCCAUCCAGACACAGGAGUGAUUGUGACAGCCAGGCGCUUUGACAGGGAGCGGCAGAGAGAGUACUCAAUUACAGUAACGGCCACUGAUUGGGCUGAGGAGCCGCUCAUCGGCAUCUGUCAGCUCACCAUCCAGAUACUGGAUCAGAAUGAUAACAGCCCCAAAUUUGAGAAUUUGCGCUAUGAAUACUUUUUGAGAGAAGACACCUUGGUUGGCACCAGUUUCUUGCGUGUGGCAGCUCAUGAUGAUGACUUCGGCACUAAUGCAGCCAUCGCUUACUCCAUGUCGCUGGAGCAGCCUGAAUAUCUGCAGGUUAACCCUGUCACUGGAUGGGUCUACGUGAACCAGCCCAUAUCUCAGAGGACCUAUAUUACAAGGGAAAUUAUAGCAACUGAUGGAGGAAACCGCAGCACUUCGGUGGAGUUGGCAGUCACCAUCACUAAUGUAAAGAACCAGCCUCCGCAGUGGGAAAAAGACAGCUACAACGUGGUCAUCCCUGAGAACACUGCCAGGGACACACCCAUAGUGACCAUCAAGGCAACCUCUCAGCUGGGUGACCCAAGAGUGACCUACAACCUUGAGGACGGGAUGGUACCUGAAACCAACAUGCCAGUUCGUUUCUACCUCUCCCCCAACCGGGAAGAUGGCAGCGCGUCCAUUCUGGUGUCAGAGCCACUGGACUACGAGACCACUUCCUUUUUCUCUCUCCAGGUCCGGGCGCAGAAUGUUGCCGCAGUGCCUCUCGCUGCUUUCACAAGAGUUUAUGUUAAUAUUACAGAUGUCAAUGACAACGUGCCAUUCUUCACAUCCUCCAUCUACGAGGCUUCAGUAACAGAAGGAGCCCAGAUUGGGACUUCGGUUCUCCAGGUGUCUGCACACGACAAAGACCUGGGUCUUAACGGCGAGAUCACUUACUCUCUGCUUAAUGACAGCAGUGGGGACCACCGUUUGUUUCGUAUUGACCCAAAACAUGGAAUCAUCUACACAGAGGCUGUGUUUGACCGUGAGGCUCGUAGCUCGUACUUGCUGGAAGUUCAGUCAGAGGAUGGCCAAGAGUCAGCACGGCCUGGCAAAAACAAACAGCCCAACACAGACACAGCGUAUGUGAGGGUUUUCAUCAGCGACGUCAACGACAACAAGCCUGUCUUUGCUCAGCGGCUGUAUGAAGUUGGUGUUGACGAGAAUGCAGAUGUGGGCCUGGCUGUUGUCACUGUUAGUGCUAAUGACGAGGAUGAAGGGGCCAAUGCCAAGCUGCGCUACCAGAUAACUUCUGGCAACAAAGGUGGUGCUUUUGACAUCGAACCAGAGGUUGGGACAAUCUUUAUUGCACAGCCACUGGACUAUGAACAACAAAAGCGGUACAAGCUACUGGUGCUGGCCUCAGACGGGAAGUGGGAAGACUACGCUGCUGUUGUAGUCACUGUGGUUAAUAGGAACGAUGAGGCACCUGUGUUCUCCAUGAAUGAGUACUAUGGAUCAGUCACAGAGGAGCUUGAUGGAUCACCUGUGUUUGUAUUACAGGUGACGGCCACUGACCCGGACAAAGAUGCAGACCAGGAUGCCAUUCGGUACUCCAUCCAUGGUCAAGGAGCAGAGUCAUAUUUCAUGAUCAAUGACAUCACAGGGGAGAUGUAUGCUCAGCGUACCAUGGACCGGGAAGAGCGUGCUGUCUGGCGUUUUGUUGUCAUGGCGACGGAUGAAGAGGGCGAGGGACUCACUGGGUUUACAGAUGUUAUUAUCAACGUGUGGGACAUCAAUGAUAAUGCCCCCACCUUCUCAUGUGCACCUGAUAACUGCCUCAGCAAUGUGGCAGAGAACUCUCCUCCUGGAACAUUCGUGGUGGAGAUGACAGCGGUAGAUCUUGAUGAUGCAGCCGUUGGUCAAAACGCCAUCCUCACUUACCGGAUUACAGAGAAUGCAAUUAAUUCAAAUAAGGCUGACCUUUUCGCUAUUGAUUCUAGCACUGGCACCAUAUCUGUGGCAGCAGAGGGUUUGGACCGAGAGCUUGCUGACAGACACCACCUGGUAGUGGAGGCCAGGGAUGGCGGAGGUAUGACAGGUACAGCAACUGUAACGAUUGUUGUAACAGACAUCAACGACCAUGUGCCAAGAUUUAAGGACGAUUGGUGUGGUGCUCGUGUACCUGAAAGCACACGUGAAGAUGCUUCCCUUCUGGAGCUGAGUGCUGUGGACCCUGAUGAUGGCACAUAUGGACAGCUGGCGUUCAGUGUGGUGGCAGGAGAUUCAGAGCAACGAUUCUACAUGGUUAGUCACAGACUGGAGCAGAUGGGCACUCUGAGGCUGAGGAAAAAGCUGGACUUUGAGCAGCCAGGGGAGCAGCGGUUUAACCUCAGCAUCAGGGUAGAGGAUUCUGACUUUGCCAACAUCAUCCACUGUCUGAUUCUGGUGGAGGAUGAGAAUGACAAUGCCCCUGUGUUUACACCAAGCUCCCACUUGCUCUCCCCUUUGUCUGAGGAUGUGGCUGUGGGGACCAGUAUAAUUCAGGUCGUGGCCACUGACUCUGACUCAGGCCUUAAUGGGAAUGUUUUGUACAGCAUUCUCCCCCAGUCAGACCCAUACGGGCAUUUUUCAGUCAGCCGUGCCGGCGUUGUCACUGUCGCAAAGCCGUUGGAUAGGGAGACAGUGGCAAGUUAUGAGCUGGUUGUCAUGGCGACAGACCGUGGUACACCAGCGUUGACUGGCAGUGUUACGGUCCACUUGCCAUUGCUCGACAUGAAUGAUAACGGGCCAGAGCUGGAGACAGCCUACAUGCCUGUGCUGUGGGAGAACGGUCCAGCACCUCAAGUGGUCUGGCUUAACCAGAGCUCAACUCUGCUUCACGUUGUGGACAGAGAUUCCCCUGAGCACGGGCCUCCUUUCUUUCUCUCUCUACCCUCAGUUUACUCUGCUGAUUUCCACCUCUUGGACCACGGGAACGGCUCUGCCACGCUCACCACCCUGCGGAGAUUCGACAGGGAAAGACAGAAAGAGUUCCACUUACCGGUGAUAAUGAUUGACAGUGGCAUUCCCCAGAUUACAGCAACAAACACUCUCACCAUCACUAUUGGUGAUCAUAAUGACAAUGCCCACCAGGCAGGAGAAAAAGAUGUCUAUGUGCAUACCCGUAAGGGAAGGAUGGCAAAUGCAGUACUAGGGAAGGUGUAUGCCCCAGAUCCAGAUGACUGGGACAACAAGACCUACACUCUGGAGACAAGUGCAGCCAAGUAUUUUAGUUUGAACCAGAGCUCAGGAGUGCUGACCAUCCGACAGAGCACUCCAGCAGGCAGCUACUGGUUGAGGGUGGAGGUUUCCGAUGGGGUGUGGCCGGAUGUGAUCUCAGGAGUAAGAGUUCAUGUCAGGGAGCUGGAGGAAAAAGCCAUCCUGUCGUCCGGCUCAUUGCGUUUGACAGGCAUUACAGCGAGAGAGUUUAUCGACACUAACGUUGAGGGGAAGAGUCGACUGGAGGCGUUCUGGGACUUCCUGUCUGAAACCCUAUCCGUCAGACCAGGAACUAUCAACAUUUUCAGCAUAGCAGACGUAGAGAAGAAAACAGUGGACAUCCAUUUCUACGUGCUAACUGAUAAUGGAUACUUGCACCCAGAGAAACUGCACAGUAUCCUCGCAGCACAUAAAAAGAAGCUGCAGUCAAUCCUCCGCACGUAUGUGAGCCAGGUGCAGGUUGAUGAGUGUGUGCGCACAAGCUGCAAGACAUCCGGUGGCUGCUACACACAGUUAAGCAUCAGUGACUCACCCACCUUGAUAGACUGUGGCGCUUUAUCCCUGGUCUCAGUGAAAGUUACAUCCUCGGCUGUGUGCGGCUGCGCUGCCAGGGAAUUGACCCACCAACCCUGCUCCUCCUAUCCCAGUAAUCCCUGCCUAAAUGGGGGAACGUGUGUCGAUACCCAGAAUGGAUACAGGUGCCACUGCCCCCCGCAGCUUGAGGGUCCAAAUUGUCAGCAGACGAUUCUUAGUUUCCUUGGCAACGGUUAUGCCUGGUUUCCUCCCAUAAGGCCAUGCUUUGAUAGCCAUCUUUCACUGGAGUUUAUGGCAGAGGAAGAUGACGGACUGCUGCUGUAUGCUGGCCCGCUGGCCACUCUUUUACCUGGGGACAGUGAAGACUACAUGGCAAUAGAGCUUAUUGGCGGGACCCCUAGCCUUAAAAUCAACCACGGUUCUGGGACCCUGGUUCUCCAGUUAACAAAUAACAUUGGAGUGGCUGACAAACGCUGGCAUCGCCUUGAUGUGAGAAGCAACAGCAAAGAAGUACGCUUCACCCUGGAUCGAUGCUCCAGUGCAAUCGUCAUGGAGACAGAAGGUGUGAACUCAUGGGCCAUGACAGAGGAUCGUUCAUCCUGUGAAAUCCGAGGGGUCACCCCCAACAGGGACAAGUAUCUAAAUGGAAGUCAUGUGCUGCAGCUCGGAGGAGUCAAUGAGAACAUAUCAUAUGAAUACCCACAGCUCCAGCACAAGCAUUACACCGGAUGUAUAAGGAACCUAGUUGUGGACAGCAAGCUCUAUGACCUUGGUUCCCCUGCUGAAUCGUCCAACACUUUGCCUGGCUGCGGUCUUAUUGAUUACCACUGCACCAACGUGGAGCAGCUUCCCUCCUGUGGAAGGGGCCACUGUCAUGGGGAGCGGGGCUCUUUCAGCUGCCUGUGUGAAAAAGGGUUUACAGGCCCACAGUGUGAUCAAGUGUCUGCAGAGCUUUCCCUUGAUGGUCGGAGCCACAUUCAGAUCCAGCUGUUGUGGUCCUUGCCUACACGACAGACGAGGGUCCAGGUGGGGGUUCGCACCCGUGUUACCGCCGGUGUCAUUCUCAGCCUGUUGUCCCAGGAGCAGAGUGAAUAUCUACGCUUAGAGGUUGUUCAAGGCCUGCUGGCUGUUUUCUACAACCUUGGAGAUGGGGACUACAACAUCUCACUGCCCUAUCAUCGUCUAGAUGAUGGGGAGUGGCAUGAGGUGGAGCUGGAUCGGUAUGGCAGAGAGUUCACGCUAAGACUGGAUGGAGGUGGAGGACGACUGGAAGUUACAGCCUCACCCGGCCAAAGUCAGGAGAUCAUUAUUGAUCCGUCCGUGGUGAUGUUUGGAAAUUCCUUUCCCUCCGGACACAACCGCAGCUUCAUUGGCUGUUUACGAGAUGUAAGGUUCAACGGACGCUCCAUCCCUCUGGAUGCUGAACAGCCUUCAGAGGGGCUUCAGGUUGUCACUUCACAGGGUGUCUCUGUUGGCUGUUCUUCAGAUGCUUGCAAAAAGCAUCAAUGCUCCCCCCCCUUGGUCUGUGUGGACCUCUGGAGACACCAUGAAUGCAGGUGCCCUCCAGGUCAUAUGACCAGAGAGAGCCCAUUGGGCAAAGUGUGCAUUUACACGCUGUGUGCCAGCCGGCCAUGUCGCCACGGCACCUGCGUGGCCUACUCUCCUUCCCGCUACUCGUGUCACUGCAGCGAGGGUUACCGGGGCCGGCACUGCGAGGUGGCGCUCGCUGUUUUCCACAGCGAAAACGGCAACAGCCUCAGCCUCAGCUCCAUGUUCGCCAUCAGCAUCUGUGUUCUGGCCUUUCUAGUGUUGAUGCUGGGGCUGUUUCUCUACUCAUGCUGGAGGAGACACAAGGGCCUCAAGGAAGGCGUGUACCACGUGUCUGCACACCACGGCGAGUGGGAGGACAUCCGAGAGAAUGUUCUCAACUAUGACGAAGAAGGAGGAGGGGAGCAGGACCAGAAUGCCUUUAACAUGGUGGAGCUGCAGCGCUCCCUCCAGCCCAGCCCUGCGCAGUCACUUCGCUACAGCUAUCCACAGAGCAUCAUCUCCUACCCGCAGACUAAGCUUCCCCAGGACAACAACAAGAAGGGCAUGCCAAAUGGGAAUGGCAGCGCAGCUAUUGCCUUGCGCCUGGCCAUUCCUCCUACAGAUGCAGAAACCUUAUCGUCCCCUCUGACCUUCCGCCGCUCUCAGAGAGCCUUCUCCUUCUCCAGCCAAGACUUAGCUCGCUACUUGUGUGAGGUCAUGAGGGACAUGGAGCACCCAGAGGAGCUCGGCACCAGGACAACACCGCGCCGUCCCUCCGGAAAGCAGCGCAGCCUUGCAGCGGUACGCUCCCUGAGCUCCCUCAAUGCAUCUCAGGAUUCAGAAAUCAGGCUUGAGGCAGCACAGAGCACCCGGAUGGACAGGUUCAAAACCCUCCGAGCUGUGGUGUGCGAUUUAAGAGGAGACUCCAAGACCCUGCAGGCCCAAAGAGACAAACUUAAGGAGAGCAGAGGGCAGCUGAACUGUGAGAAGAGCGGGUGAGGCUGUACUUGGAGACACAGAACUGCAAGUUGCAAAAGAGCAACACUAAUCAGAAGUCAGUGGUGGAAAUCCAAAGGGAGUUAAUUAAAUGUGAAAUACUUUGAGACUGGGAGUUUGCCCAGGGUCUAUGUGAAGUCUGCUAUAAAUGUACUGUAUUGAUGAAACUUUGAACAUUUAUGUUCUUUGAUAUAAAAGAUGUUUACCAAUGAAUGAUCAGAUGUGAUGUAUUGUUUACCUGGCAUUGCACUGUACAGUAUUUACUUCACAGAAAGCACUUUUUGGAAGUGACCUGUGUCAAAACUACUUAUGUCAUUUAACUCAUCAAGAGUAAUGUCUGCAAGUAAGAUGGCCAAUGAGUUUCCUGCGAGAUAACUGGAUUCUCUUUGCUUUUAAUGACUCAUGAAUUCAUUUGUGACAAAUUGAAUUUGCUUCAUUUGUAUUAUCUAUUUCCUUUUAAAUAAAAUGAGUAUCUUUGAUAAUA